Aureobasidium subglaciale EXF-2481 is the source of this 2160-nucleotide messenger RNA. RefSeq lists its product as uncharacterized. Gene Ontology annotation, cellular component: nuclear pre-replicative complex. The transcript has a single exon. NCBI's taxonomy places the organism in Eukaryota, Fungi, Ascomycota, Dothideomycetes, Dothideales, Saccotheciaceae. Gene Ontology annotation, molecular function: protein binding. Gene Ontology annotation, biological process: DNA-templated DNA replication; rRNA processing. Bases 263 to 1987 code for a protein of 574 amino acids. The record is from RefSeq and is a predicted model, not a curated record.
CAAGCAUUCGGAGCACAAGCCUGUGACUGACUGGCUAUGGAUACAUGUAGCUGAAGCACUCAUGCUGUAAUCCUGCCGCAAUGUGAGCGGAAAGAAGGCAGGUGCGACGGGCAGGAGAAUGGAUCGCCUAACGAUUAGGCUCCAUCGACAGGGUCGCCCCUUGGACCCUGAAAAUUAUGGCGACUUCUUCGUAAAGAUUUCGGAGCGCAAAUAAUGGAAACAAUCUUCCUUGGACUUUCUUUCCUCUUUCGUUGCCUGCACAAUGCUCAGUGAGCACUUCGCAGCAUCCAUAUCUGCGGCGGCAGUUGCGCCCAAAGCUGCACCCAACAGUGUCAAGGAUGUAGGCAUUUCCGUCUUCGAAAGCCAACCGCAUUCGGGCCAAAGAGCGAGUUUCAAAAAGAGCAAUACCACAGCAAAUUGUCUGGCCGUCAGCCCAUCGCACAUCUUCGCCGCGCAAGCCGACAAGGCCGUCGUCAACGUCUACAACCGUGAAAAGGGAAACCAAGAGGCAACGGUGCCAUUUCAAGAGAGGAUAACAUGUCUGGCUUUGGCAUGUGAAGACACCGUGCUGGUGCUGGGUUCGCAAACGGGUCGCAUCUUUGUCUGGGAGACACACACUGGCCGAGUCGUCAUCACGUCGCAAGCUCACCUUCAGCAAGUCACUGCGCUGGUCGUGGACCCGACAUCAAACUUCGUCCUGUCUGCCUCGGCCGAUGCUUCGAUCCACGUCUGGUCGCUUCCCGCUCUGCUUUCCUUCACCAAUGCCGCUCUGCAAGGCCAGCACUCUCCGUUACACACCCUCUCAGGCCACCGUGCCGCAAUCACUUCUCUUGUCGUUGGUCACAGCGCUGGCUUCUGCAACAUUGCUGUCUCUGCGAGCGCCGACCAGUCAUGUAUUGUCUGGGACUACCACGAGAACCAGUUGUUGCGCACCGUCCUGUUACCUGCCAUUCCGCGAUGCCUGACUCUGGAUCCCGCCGACCGCGCCUUUUACACAGCUUACGAUGAUGGAAGUGUGCAGGUGGUUGACUUCUACAGCGAAGCCUUUUCUGCCGCAAAUCCGGACUCGGUACAGCAUCCACUAUACGACCAGGCUCAGGCUGCUAUGCCUGUUCAACCUCCUCAACAGACUCGCUGGACUCCACCUUCAGCCGACCAAGGUGCUGCUUUGAGUGCUAUGCUCAGCUACGACGGAAGCAUGCUCAUGACGGGACACAGCAAUGGAAACGUUCUUGUAUGGGAUGUCCCUCUUGGCCGCUACUCUUCAACCUUCACCUCAAUCCCCAUGAUGGGCCCCGUCACGAACCUUGUCCCCUUACCCGUUCAAGGCUUCCCCGAUACACGCCCUGCUCUCAUCAGCCAAGCCGCCAUCGUCAAGCCAAAACACGCUGCUUUCGACAAGGCCGACCUUGAUGGUGCUAUUCCAGGAAACUACAACUUGAGCUUACAAUUUUCGCGUCAACUUCCCAUGCCCCAUAUCUCCGCUUCAAAGAAACAAGCCGCCGUCAUCGAGUCCGAUUUCCUCACUGCCCUUACACAUCCAGUGUUUCCCGAGUCGUUGCUUGCCGAUUCUCUUGCCGAGCUCGCAAGCUGGAACGGCUCAGCAAAACCUCAGCCUAUCGCGCUUAGUGCUGCCGCUCCUGUCGCUUCUACUGCUCAAGUAGAAGUCCCAGCUGCUCAGCAACAAGUCUCGGACUCUGCUGAUUUCAUGUCACUCGAUGCUCCAGAGUCUGCAUCUGGACCCACAGUCGAACAGCAAAACGAGGCAUUGAGAGCCGAGCUUGCCGCCUUGAAGCGUGUGCAAAGAGCUAGUCUAGUACAGAUGGAGUCACUACGGAAAGAAAAGGUCGAGUUGCUUGCAAAGAUCAGGCAAGACAUUGACGAUGACAUGGAGGACGAAGUGAACGAAGACGAAAAGAGCGAAAGAGCUUGGGGGAGACUAGCCGCGACAGGCGAGUACCUCGAGAGCGAAGAAGAGUCGGAGUAACAUGCAUGUAAAGGCAUGAAUUUUUGUCAAUACCCUUGUCUAUCAAACACCAUAUCCGGCGUUCAAACUGGCGUCCAAAGGCAUUUCAAAAUAGGAAAGGUUGGUUGUUCUAUCGUAGAAAGCGUUUACCAUUACCAUACAUCGUUUCCCUCUGUCCUCCUCUCUCGUCUCGU